Messenger RNA from Aureobasidium musti, 1443 nucleotides. The record is from the annotation of a GenBank genome assembly. Lineage: Eukaryota; Fungi; Ascomycota; Dothideomycetes; Dothideales; Saccotheciaceae.
CUCUGGCUCGCCGCCUUAUUGGCCUUGGGCACCAACGCACAAUCUUCUGAAACUUCUGCUGCAACCUCGGACGCAUCUUCAGCCUCGAGAUCUGGCACUCAGACCGGCAGUGGCUCCAGCAGCCCUUCUGUAGUCACUUUGACUGGCAGCGAGACUUCGUCGGCAGUCUUCACUGGAGGUAAAUUCUCGUACGCGUCCAUUGGCUCUCAGCAGAUUACCGCAUCGACACUGUACGCCGACAAGACCUCGACGUCCUCUACAUCUCGAACUGGAUCGUCGACCGGCACCGAGACCGCCACAACCCCUUCAGCUUCCAAGGGCUCGACAAGUAUUGCAACUCUGCUGGUUGGUGGAGGAGGCAUCGUGACUCAAAGCAUCAUCAACGGAACCGUCACUUUGAGCUCGCACCUGAACUCGACCCGCACUUCAUCUGCCGCCGGUACUGGUACCAGCAGCAGUGCCAAACCUACGAACACCACUCCCUGCAACAACUACCCCGAGUUCUGCGACCGCCAGUAUGGAAACAUCACUGAGGUUUGCGCCCACAACUCCGCUUUCGACAAGCCGGGUAAUCUCGCCUCCAACCAAGACCGCACCAUCACCGUCCAGCUCAACGAUGGUAUCCGCAUGAUCCAAGGCGAAACACACUAUGUGAAUGGCUCCAUNCUGAGUUGUCACACGUCUUGCGACUUGCUCAACGCUGGACCUUACCUCGACGAACUCAAUACAGUUGGCGACUGGGUUCGUGAUCACCCAUAUGAUGUCGUGACCAUCCUCAUUGUCAACAGCGAUUUCAUCGAGCCUGGAAACUACAGUGAGGUUCUCCAGCAGUCCAACCUUAAGGACUACCUUUACGAGCCACCAUACAUUCCCAUGCGUCUCGACCAGUGGCCUACUCUGUCCGAGUUGAUUCUGUCUCAGAAGCGCGUCAUCGUCUUCAUGGACUACAACGCAGACCAGGUCAAAUAUCCCUACAUUCUUGACGAGUUCACUCACAUGUGGGAAACUCCUUUCUCUCCUACUGAUCGUGCCUUCCCUUGCGAUACUCAACGCCCUCCCAACCUUGACCAAAACGUUGCCAGAACUCAAUUGAUGUACCUUGCCAACCACAACCUCAACACUGAUGUUUCACUCUUCGGCCAAAACAUUUUGAUCCCGAACUCGGCUGAAUUGAACGUCACUAACGCAGCUACCAUCGAAUAUGGUUCUCUUGGACUCGCCAACCAAAACUGUACUGCUAUGUGGAACCGUCCUCCUACUUGGUUGCUGGUCGACUAUUACGAUGUCGGAAAAGGCUCUGUUUUCGAGGUCGCUGCAAAGGCCAAUGGUGUCACCUACGACAGACCCUGCUGUGGUGCUACUUCCACCUCGGCGGCUGCCAACGUCAAGGGAUCUGCUGUGGCAUUGCUUGUCGCUCUUGUUGCAGCCAUUGCCAUUAGCAUG